Gongylonema pulchrum is the source of this 549-nucleotide messenger RNA. The record is from the annotation of a GenBank genome assembly. Lineage: Eukaryota; Metazoa; Nematoda; Chromadorea; Rhabditida; Gongylonematidae.
AUGCAGCAUAUGUGGCGUGGACGACAUUGUAUUUCGGAAGAGUGUGGAUGUCGGAAUUCAUCCGAAUACGAUGUGGAGGCAUCGAUGACAUGGCUGCGUUGGUACAGGCCGUUGCUUAUGCUCCUUGUGUUCACAUAUGCAUUAUUCGUUAUCAAAAUGCCAAGAUUGUGGAAGCGCAAAUUGCCGUGCAUGGAAGCAGCCAUCUUUUUCUGGGAUCUCUUCAACGCUUUUGCCGAUCUCUACUUACUAAUCCUGCUUUUACCGGAAUUUUUGUGGUCAUUUCGUGGAGGACUGUACUCCAGCGUCUGUUUAAACGAUAAUUUGUACAAAAACGCAAGGACAGGACAUGCAAUAUUUACAUUUCACAUCAGCAAAACCUGGGAAUUACUGGAUACGGUGCUUGUGAUCCUGGAUGGACAUGAUACAGCAACACUGCAUGUGGCUCAUCACAUCGUCAGUUGUGUCUCGGCCCUGUACAGCUAUCACAGCAUUGGUGCGUUGGCUCGAUGGAUUGCCAUUACGAAUCUUGCUUCUCACUGCAUACUUUAU